Staurois parvus is the source of this 600-nucleotide messenger RNA. NCBI's taxonomy places the organism in Eukaryota, Metazoa, Chordata, Amphibia, Anura, Ranidae. The record is from the annotation of a GenBank genome assembly.
AUGAGCUUCAGAUCUGUUCAGAUUGCGGAGUCGUUUUUUCUACACGAAGCGGACCUCGUUGAGCACCAGAAAAUCCACAAGGCUGAGAAGAUGCACCCUUGUCCUCAGUGCGGGAAAAGGUUCGAAAAGAAAGGGGCUCUUUCCAUACAUCAGAGGACUCACACGGGUGAAAAGCCGUUUUCCUGCCCUAAGUGCGGGAAAAGCUUCUCACAAAGGGCCCAUCUUUCGAGUCACCUGAGACACCACACAGGAGAGAAGCCGUUUUCCUGCCCCGAUUGCGGGAAAAGUUUUGUGCGUAAACCGGAUCUUGAAAGACAUCACAGGAUUCACACGGGGGAGAAGCCCUUUUCCUGUUCCCAUUGCGGGAAACGUUUUUCACGGAAGUCCUACCUGUCGGAUCAUCAAAGAUACCAUACGGGUGAAAAGCCGUAUUCCUGUCCUGCGUGCGGGAAGAGUUAUGUGUAUAAAACGGACCUCACCGUACAUAAAAGGUCUCACACGGGGGAGAAGCCGUACUCAUGCCCCGAGUGCAGGAAAUGCUUUUCAAAAAGUUUUGAUCUCACCAGACAUCUGAGGUCACACGCGGCCCAGAAAGAAUAG